Molecule: messenger RNA, 795 nt
Organism: Lactuca virosa
Lineage: Eukaryota; Viridiplantae; Streptophyta; Magnoliopsida; Asterales; Asteraceae
Source: the annotation of a GenBank genome assembly
AUGGCUAUGGCUUAUCUCGGAUCAAAGAAAGCCAACGCCGCCGCACUAAUGUCGUCGCCGUCCCUUUCACCCUACCAACGCAUCUUAACCCAAGACGAACUCAAAAAAAUCGCCGCCUACAAGGCCGUCGAGUUUGUCGAAUCCGGCAUGGUUCUUGGCCUCGGAACUGGCUCCACCGCCAAACACGCUAUUGACCGUAUCGGAGAGCUUCUCCAGCAAGGAAAACUAAGCAACAUCGUCGGAAUACCCACUUCGACGAUGACUCAUGAGCAGGCUUUGUCGCUGGGCAUACCUCUGUCGGACCUUGACAACCACCCUGUUCUCGAUUUGGCCAUUGACGGAGCAGAUGAGGUUGACCCAGAUAUGAAUUUGGUCAAAGGCCGAGGCGGAUCGUUGCUUCGUGAGAAAAUGAUCGAAGGUUGUUGCAAGAAAUUCGUCGUGAUUGUCGAUGAAUCCAAACUGGUGGACUAUGUCGGAGGAAGUGGGUUAGCCAUGCCGGUUGAAAUCGUUCCUUUUUGCUGGAAAUUCACAGCGCAGAAGCUUCAAUCGUUGUUUGAAGAAGCCGGUUGUGUUGCAAAGCUUCGGACUUCGCCGGAAAAUGGUAAGCCAUUUGUGACUGAUAAUGGGAAUUUCAUUAUCGAUUUGUAUUUCAAGAAAGACAUUGGGGAUUUGAAGGCUGCCGGCGAUGCAAUUUUAAGACUGGCCGGAGUGGUAGAACAUGGAAUGUUUCUUGACAUGACAACUACUUUGAUAGUCGCCGGAGAACUAGGAGUUACCGUGAGGCAUAAAUGUUAG